GUCAAAGGUCGGCAUUGUAUGGCAGCUGGCGGCUGAUAGCGGCGCACGAUCCCUCCCCACAACAUGUAGAUUUUGGCUCGUUUUAGGGCUGAUUUCAUUGUCAAUAGCUGCGCAGAAGUUGGCAGAUUGUACAGGAAUAUGACUGUUGUUUGUGGGGCCCUUUCUGAGCCUCCGUGAGCGGCAAACCCGUGACCGGGCAUCGUGCAAUCUAGGGUAGAUAUGGCGGCAGCACCAGCCGCCGCGGCCGGGGGAAGUGGUCCUGUGAACACCGCCUUCCUCCUGGACCUGAACACCGGACAGAGACAUGAACUGGGCACCAGGCGAGAUGUGACCAUAGGAUCUGGUAAAGAUGUUGAUAUUGCCAUAAAAGGUGAAAGUGAGCCGGGAGUGUUCUGUGUGGUUAACACUCGUGAUGGGGGCUUCCUUCUGUCUGCCGCCCAACAGGGGAGUUUGAGCUGUUCUAUCAACGAUGUGGAACUGGGGGAACCAACACAGCUGACCCAGGGGUGUCUUGUCAGGGUGGGGAGGCAUGGUCUCUUCAGGUUUGAGAGAAAAAGGGAGGAGAGGAGACCCACCUCUGUGUCCUCCCCCCUGUCCCCUGAGUGGUGUGUAGUGGUACAGCCCAGUCUGGACUCAGACCUGCUGGAACACCUGACGACACCUGACCAGGUGGCUAACCUGGCAUCCUCCAUCCUGAGCCGGCAGCUGCUGACCUUACCUGACCUCCAGCCUACACCACAGCUGGUGGAUACACUGUUCAAGGCAUUACAGGAGGUAUCUGAGGUGGACCAGGAGGUUCUGGUGGAGUUUGUGCGGGAGUUUUACCAGGAGACAGGACAGGAGAACAGUGAUGGGAGGGGAGAGACACCUGCGGGCCGGGUGCCAGGUCACACCUGCAUCAUACAGCUGCUGGUUCAGCUGCUCAGGUUCUCCCUGGACCCCGUUCAGCACAACAUCCUGUGGCUGCGUCUGCUGGCAGCACUCAGCACCUUCACAGCUAACCUGCAGGCCCUGGUGGAGUGUAAGGCCUCCCCAGCUGUACAGGGCGCCAUGGCGGCUCACCACUGCAGCGCAGAGCUGCAGCUGUACAGCUGCCAGGUGCUGGGGCAGCUGGCAACAUACAGGCCACUUCCAGGCGAGAAGGCCCCUGUGCGUCAGUCUGUAGUGGAACUGGUGGUGCGUGCCAUGGAUGAACACAAGGGUGAGGAGAGAGUGGUGCAGGCUGGGUGCAGGGUGCUGGCAGCCCUGGUGCAGACCAUGUCAUCAACUAUCAACUUUGUGGUCCUGGCAGGACUGGAAUACACAGAGGAAGAUGGCAGCCUGUCCAGGACGGAGGCAUUUGUGGAGACAGGACUGGCCGUGCUGGACUUUGUACAGCAGGUUGCCAUGGUUACGGUGAAGGACGUGAUGUCGCUGUACCCACAGAACCUGUCUGUACAGCAGGACGGCUCAUGUAUAACCACAUACUUCACACCAGUCACAGAGUGCCAUGACACAGACCAAGAGGUAAAUGCAGUUAAAGAAACUCAGUCAAACAGACCGAUUCUCAAGACAAGGACAAGGUCAGAUUCAAAGUCUGAGAAGAGGGUGAGCUUUGCUGAAGACACUAAGUCAGCAACUAGUGAAUCUUCAUCUGACAGUGAAGACGAAUCAGAAAAAGACUCUGUAGUGGUAAUGAGAGAAAGUAAAGAUGAAACUCUGGAGUCUACAGACAAGAUUGCUGAGUUAGAAGGUGAGUCUGUUUCUGGAACAGCACCUAUAACCUCUCAGACUUCCCCAAAGCAACCUGGUGACAAUCCUGUGGUAGAAGCCACUCGUGUUGAUGCAAAGAAUGCAAAGAUGGUAAAGACAUCCUCUCCUCAGUCUUCACCAUCUAAACAGAAUAAAAAGAAAACAGAUAAGGACCGUGGAAAGGAAAAGACUGUAGGAAAAUCCAGCAAAGACAUUCCUGUGCAAUUUUAUGUGAAGCCAAAGGCAGAACAUCGUCCUGAAGAAAAGCACACUGUCAAUGGUCAUGACAACACUGAGUUCAAACCUUCUCUUGAAACACAACAAGUUACCACUAUUUCAUUACAACAAGGAACUGAUAACUGCAUCGGUUUGAGUGAAGCUAGGCCAACCUCCUUGCCCCUAGAAGAAGUGGUAUUUUCUGAAGAGACAUCAGUGCACUGGAAUGGCAACGGAACAGUGGUCUCUCCCAUGGGGCAGGGACGGAGGAAGUGGGGUACUGUGAAGAACCCGCCACUAGAUCUGGACAUAGAGGAGAACAGUCUGGCAGGCAGUUACAUUGAAGUGGAGGUGGAGGAUAUUGGGGUGGUGGCAGCUGACUUGGAGGAGUCCUUGGAGAAUGGUGAGGUCAUGAUGGAGAGGCCAGCAAGGAGGAAAUGGGGAAGUAUUAAGGUUCCGCAGCCUCCAAUGCUGGAGUCAGAGAGCCCAGAGAUGAAUGGGAGUAUCACCCCUAAAGAAGAAGUUACAGAGGAAACCUGUGUAGAGAAAGUCCACAAUGGGCACAGUGACUUUUGUGACACCUUGGCAAGAAGAACAAGGGUGGUGAACUUCAUCCUGGACCUGUGGACCAAUCGUAAGAAACGUCUGCAGGCUGCGGACAGUCUGGCCAAGCCGGCGCUGCAGCUGCUGACGGAGGCCGGGUACGACCAGGAGGAGGUGUCGUCUCUGCCGGAGGACGAGAGGGACAGUCCGCUGGUGGUGUGGGACGCCGCAGCCUGCUGCAAUGUGCUGGACACACUGUGUGCCAACAGGUCCCACUGGUCUCUGGGCGUGGCCUCAAGACUUCUCCCCCAGGUGGAGGCAGUACUGAAGCAGCAGUCCUCAACAAGACUGGCUGCAAGUGCUUUACAGACUGUGCAGCGUGUGCUGGUGCUUGUGCUGGACCGCCUGGGUACAGAGAUCAACCCCGACAAAAAUGGUGAGGUAUCGUUGCGUGAUGCGGAGGUUCGACAGGUGUGCUGGACAACACUGCACAACAUCCACCAGGCGGUCCAACAACUGCUGCAUGAUGGGAUACCUUCCCAUGAGAUAGAAAAUGAUGCUGAGUGUCACCAGCUCCUGACAUCCAUCAAGGCACUCCUAAACCCCUUUGUUGUCCCCAUUUCCCCUGAUUGAAAAAGGUGGAAGUAAUCUGGAUAACAUCCACUUAAGGAGAGUUCAGACAACUUCUUUCAGAGUCUGUAAAACAGCUCUGAUUUUAAUAUCAAUUUUCAGUAUUGACAUCUAGGCAUACAUGUACUACGAUGUAGCAGAGUUAGUAUGUUGUACAGAAAACUUUAAAUUAUUGAAGAGAUGAUUGAUAUUAUGGCUAUGGUGUUUUUAAUGGAGACAGCUGGAGACAAAAAAGUGUGACAUUUUUUGUAUCAAUGCAGCGAAGUGAUUCUUCCAAUCUGCAGUUAUUUGAUCUCAUACCUUCCACAGGAAAUUUUAAAGGAAUGUGCAAUUUUUCUAUGUCUAGCAAAUGUAAGAUUAAAUUUGUCUUAACUGGCUAUAGCAAAGCAACAAUUGGAUUAUUCAAAUUAAAACUUGUAUGGGAAAUCAUAUGAAUGGGGGUGUCUAAGCCACUUUUUGAUAUCCAAUUGUAAAGAUUAAUAUUUUAUCAUAUCAUCUAUCAAAGUAAAACGUGCAGAAUUUGAUAUUCAUGACUGUUGUAUGUUUGGAAAUCCAUACAUCUCAUUGCAAUCAAUGUUGUUUAAAUAACUCCCUCAACAUAGAACCACUGUAAAAUGAUUUUCAGAUAUUGUGUAACAUAUCAUACUAUAUGUUUAUAUUCAAUAUUUAUAAAUAUUCAAUACCGUAAUGAUCAAUAAUCUAUUAAGCAAAUAAUGAUAAAUCUC
This is a messenger RNA of Branchiostoma belcheri (Belcher's lancelet), 3845 nucleotides long. RefSeq lists its product as uncharacterized. The coding region runs from base 220 to 3123 and encodes 967 amino acids. Lineage: Eukaryota; Metazoa; Chordata; Leptocardii; Amphioxiformes; Branchiostomatidae. The transcript has 16 exons. Gene Ontology annotation, molecular function: protein binding. The record is from RefSeq and is a predicted model, not a curated record. Gene Ontology annotation, biological process: hematopoietic progenitor cell differentiation.